Penicillium pulvis is the source of this 1740-nucleotide messenger RNA. RefSeq lists its product as uncharacterized. The record is from RefSeq and is a predicted model, not a curated record. Gene Ontology annotation, biological process: regulation of DNA-templated transcription. The transcript is spliced from 5 exons. The coding region runs from base 1 to 1740 and encodes 579 amino acids. Lineage: Eukaryota; Fungi; Ascomycota; Eurotiomycetes; Eurotiales; Aspergillaceae. Gene Ontology annotation, cellular component: nucleus. Gene Ontology annotation, molecular function: DNA-binding transcription factor activity, RNA polymerase II-specific; zinc ion binding; transcription cis-regulatory region binding.
AUGGACACUAGUCCAAGCCAAAGUGGGACCCCGGCUCCCUAUGGCCGGGCAUGCGUCAACUGCUCUCGAGCCAAAAGCAAAUGUAUCUUGCUUACAGUCGGCAGAGGUUGUGAGAGGCUCACCGCCCGUAGAUGUCAACGACUGAAGAAAGAUUGUCGACCGUCGCCGACGGUGCGAAAGCGAAGUAGUCGCUCAUCGGCUUCCAAAACAGCUCAAUUAGAGGCAAAGCUUGAUAGUAUUGUUUCGUUACUGCAAACUACCAAUUCGAAUUCCGGUCUGCCCGUAGACUGGGAUUCAAGCGCCUCGGGGUCAAAGCAACCAUCACCGUUUCAGUGUCACCCUACUGACCUACCAUCUCCACCACCUACGAUGCCUUCGCCAAACAAUAGCUCAAUAUUGGAUGUUUGCACCUCAAUGCAAAUUGCCCCUGACAUUGCCGAAAAGACCAUCAACGACUUUCGUAAACAAAACUUGAAGUUACUCCCUUUUCUUCACAUUCCCUCUCAUGUCACCUCUCAGCAACUUCGCAACGACAAGCCAUUUCUCUGGCUAUGCAUCAUGGCUGUCAACACCCCAGGCGAGAGUAAAAGGAACAUUCUUUUCACCAAAGUAACAGACCUCAUUCACCAAGAAAUUAUCGUCGGGGUCUCCCCAAACAUGGAUAUCCUCCUAGGACUUAUGACGUUUAUAUCAUGGAAUACUUUUCAGAGGAGACCAUUUAUCAACUUCUAUGCCCACAUGCUCAUGGGAAUCAUCUGCGACAUGGGAAUAAAUAAAGCUGUCCCAAAAGACCUGUCAACUUUGCAGGCUUUCAAAUGCGCAGUGGGCUGGCAACCACAAAUAAUUACCACAAGAACCUUGGAAGAAAGAAGGGCUGUUCUAGGAUGCUUUCUUAUUACGUCUAGUGUUGCAUUGAACUUGAAUCGGAUUGAUGCCUUGAGAUGGAGUCCACAUAUGGAAGAAAGUUUGACCGUCUUAACAGAAUCACAUGAAUGCCCUGAGGAUGAAAUCCUGGUAAACCUGGUCAAAAUCCAAUUGGUGGCAGACAAGGUAUAUCAAGCUCGGCGAGACGGUGAUGACCAGUUACUAUCACGCUUCUACAUCAAAUCAUUUCAAGCGCAACUUGAUAUUGUACGCAAACAAAUCCCCGUACACCUACAACAAAAUGAAACUGUUUUGGCGUACGUGUUCAACGCUGAGCUCGUCAUUCACGAUUGGGCUAUCCAAGCCCCUAUUGACCCACAAUCCCCCGAGCUUUCCCGACUCGAGAGCCUUUGUGCCUCUCUACAUGCCACUAAAAACUGGCUAGAUGUCUGGCUCUCCGUUUCACCUUUUUUGUGCCAGGCCCUUCCGUUUACAUCUUUUUUCCAAUUCUCAAGGGUCAUUGUGAGCCUGUUCAGACUAUCCACUUUGGAAGAUCCAAGCUGGGACAAGACCAUGGUUCGGAACACUGCCAAUGUCCUCGACUAUCUCGACAGAACAAGUUACAGCAUGAAGAGAUGUAUUGAAACGACCAUGUCUCCCGAUGAUCCGGACUGGUGCGUCCUUGAAAAAGGAACCAGAAUAGUCCAAUCAUUAAAACAAGGAUGGGAGCCAAAGCUUAUGGAAGUAUGGUAUCCGAGCUUGCCGUCGAGUGAUCUCAGUGGUGACGAAUUCGUUCCACCAGCCCCUGAUCUCGCCAUGUUACCUAUCAAUGGCCUUGACGAUGCAUGGAUGAUGCAGAUACUUGGUUCCAUGUGA